AAAAGACUUUGUCUGCGAAACUCAUGUAUUUGUCAAGAGUUUGAUAUUAUCUGAGAUGAAAAUAGCACCAAAAUUGUUGAGUGUUUUUAACAGUGGACUUAUCAGCGAGUAUAUCGAUUUCCGAUACCUCAAUACCAGUGAUGACCACAACCCCAAAACAGUGGCACUGUUAGCCCAAAAAUUGGCUAAAUUUCAUUCACUGAAUAUUCCGAUACCUAAAGACAGUACUAAAGAAGCCGUAGAUUUUGAUAAAUGGUUUCCCGAAACAUACAGACAAUCAUUACUGGAGGGAAAGGUUCGACAAGAGAUUGUCACCAAGAAUUUGACCACAUUUUUGACACUCAAUCUGUUGGAUGAGAUGCCAUGGAUUGGGGAACGGGUGCUGAGAGUGAAGAGUCCGGUAGUCUUUUCGCACAAUGACUUCAAC
Molecule: messenger RNA, 427 nt
Organism: Oppiella nova
Lineage: Eukaryota; Metazoa; Arthropoda; Arachnida; Sarcoptiformes; Oppiidae
Source: the annotation of a GenBank genome assembly